AUGCCCCCACAAGAAUACGCUAUUUUUACAGAUAUACCAGUGACAAAAGCGCAGGUCGAACACUGUUCUUACUCAUCGUGGUCUACAUUAUUUCCUAAAUACGUACCGAAAUCUAAAAUAAUAAAAUCAUUACCAAAGAAAUUCAUUCAGUAUUUAGAACAAGAUGGCAUCAAGCUACCCCAAGAGGAAAACUCGAGGUCGGUUUAUACUGAGGAAAUAAUAAGGAACGAAGAUAAUGAAUACAGUGACUGGGAAGACGAUGAGGAUACCGCCACGGAAUUUGUCCAGGAAGUGGAACCGUUAGUAGAUUUCCCGGAUUUACACCAGCAGCUGAAGGAUGCUAUGAGCGAACUUGGCGCGGUUGCUCCCAAGUUGAAUUGGUCAGCACCAAGAGAUGCUACGUGGAUCUUGCCUAACAAUACUAUGAAAUGCUACGAAGUAAAUGAACUAUACCUUCUAUUGAAUGCUUCGAACUAUAUAAUGCAUGACCUUCAAAGAGCAUUUGAAGGCUGCGUAGACGGCGAUGACGUAAGGAACUUGAAGUUUGACUUGGUACUCAGACAAUGGUGCGACAUCAACCCUGCGCUCGAAUUUAGAGUCUUCGUUAGAGAUGCCCAUGUCGUCGGAGCCUCUCAACGCGAUUUGAAUUACUAUGAAUACUUGGAUGAACUGUCGGACACCUUCAAGGACCUUAUUGACGAAUUGGUACACGAUGUCAUCCUACCAAAAUUCUCUGACAAAAGUUUUGUGCUAGAUGUAUAUAUUCCAAGACCCUUCAACAAAAUUUUCAUCAUUGAUAUAAAUCCAUUUGCCAGGAAGACAGACUCCCUGCUGUUUUCAUGGAACGAAAUUGCUACAAUAGUGCCUUCGACAGAUGGCAGAAAUGACGAGGAUUAUGAAUUGAGAUUGGUAACGAGGCAUAACACUGGUAGGUUUGCUUCCAAGGAACACUCCGAAAAUCACGUCCCGCAAGAUCUCGUGGAGGCCGGUCUAGACCCCGAAGCAAUCCGAGAGCUUACGCAGAAAUGGAGAGAGUUACUCAAUCAACAAACUCAAGAAGAAAGUAGUGGUAGCGAGGAUGAAGCGUAA
Molecule: messenger RNA, 1089 nt
Organism: Saccharomyces eubayanus
Lineage: Eukaryota; Fungi; Ascomycota; Saccharomycetes; Saccharomycetales; Saccharomycetaceae
Gene: CDC123
Product: cell proliferation protein CDC123
Exons: 1
Coding region: 1-1089 (362 amino acids)
Cellular component (GO): cytoplasm
Source: RefSeq, a predicted model, not a curated record